This is a messenger RNA of Vigna umbellata (rice bean), 1149 nucleotides long. Lineage: Eukaryota; Viridiplantae; Streptophyta; Magnoliopsida; Fabales; Fabaceae. The record is from RefSeq and is a predicted model, not a curated record.
AAACCCCACUCACUACUCAUCCCUUUCCCACUCUCACCCUCAGGCACACGCACUCUCUCUCUCUCUCUCCUCCCUCUUCCCUCCUUCAACGCCUGUUGCCUGUAACGUAACGGAUCUCCAUUAAUGCUCUCUUUGUCUUUCUCUCUCUUCAAAUACAUUUUUCUCUAUUUCUAUCUCCUCUUUUACGUUUUUCUCUCCAUUUCACUGUGCCUUUUCCUUUUCUAAUCUUCAACACUGCUAGGAAUCCUAGGGUUUUCAUUUCUCCACCCUUCACCAUCAGCAUUCCUUCCUCGUUCAUGAUUCUUCAUGGACAAAUUCCGCCGCAGCAACUCCAACCACCAACCUUCUCUUACUCAAGCUCCGAGGAACAAACAGGUUCAUAGACAACGACUACCUCCGAAUCUGUCACCUGAUUCUUGUUCAGGCGGUGGUGUUGCUGCAGAGAAAGAUUCGUUUUCUCACAAAUUUGGUUGGAGAUCUUCGAAAAAACUGCUUGGAACACCGAUUAAGAAGUUAUUAGACGAAGAGAUGUCACCGAAAUCUGAAUCAAAAAGAAGAUCCCCUGGAGUCAUCGCCAGAUUGAUGGGUCUUGAUGGACUGCCAUUUCAGCAGCCUAUUAAUAAGCAGCAUAAGGGUUUAUCUGAAAACCACCAGAAGACUCCACAAUUGCAGAAAACACGCGGCAAAGGAGUGCCAUAUGACUGUGGUUCAUCUAGGAGAGGCUUAAGGGAUCACCAAGAAUUUAAGGAUGUAUUUGAGGUUUCUGAGAUUCCAAAGGUAGAGAGCAGUAGAUAUCCGUCGCCAGGGUGUGUAGACUUGAAGACCAAUGAUGCUGAAAUGUCAUUCAUUGAACAGAAGUUCAUGGAUGCCAAACGCCUUGCAACUCAUCAAGAUUUACAGUCUUCAAAGGACUUCCGAGACACACUUGAGGUUUUGGAUUCUAACAAGGAUCUUCUGCUGAAAUACUUUAAGCGGCCAGAUUCUUUGUUUAAAAAGCAUCUAAAUGAUCUUCAAACUGUUCCGGUUCAAUCACAUUACAGACAUGCAGAAACUAUGGAUAUCGAGAAGUAUGAAGAUGACUUAAGUUGGAGGUCAGAUAGGGAGAAAACACGGUUGAACUACAAUAGAUCUCAUGAAAAGCANUACUGA